AAGGUCAGCGGACGUACAUAAAAAGAUAGAAAAUAAACAUAUAAUUCUUGGACAAGAUUUGCCACUUUUAACUCAAAAUUCAUUCAAUAAAAUGUUGUUCAUUUGUUAAAGAUCUGAUCAUGAGUGCUGUCACGUUAGUAAAGACAAACUUUCCUUUGUACACAGUGAAUGUAUUGGAUACGAAUCAUUUCAUCGUAGCUGGAGGGGGUGGCUCUGCAAAGACUGGCGUGCCAAACGCCUUGCAAGUUUUCAAACUGGACUAUGGAAGUAAAGCUAUCACAGCAAAGAAAGUUCACGAACAUGACUCUGAAAGAAAGGCCAUCAUGAACAGUGCAGUACAUCCUAAAGAAAAAUGUUUGGCAGUCGGCAAAGACGAGGAAUGUCAUUUGUUGACAGUUGACAUUAAAUUGAAGACGUCUGUUGAUAAGACAAAACAGGAUAAAAGCGAUGAUGCGGAGUAUGAAGUUUCGUUACUUCGUUCUGAAACAUCCGUCAAAUCUUUGGACAAAGAUAACGAAGGCGACUUUCAAAAGGUUGUCCGUUUUUCAAACAAUGGUGAACACAUUGUCACCGGUGGUUCUAACGGUUAUGUUUGUAUAUUUAAGUAUCCUGAAUUGAGUUGCGUUCACGAAUUCAAAGCUCAUGAAACAGACGUUGAUGAUUUGGACAUCCAUCCAAACGGCAAAAGAUUUGUGACAGUCUCGAGAGAUACCAAGGCAUUUGUCUGGAAACUUGAAGAAGGGAAGCGUGAAUUUGAGCUGUUUUAUAGCGGACCUAACGAAGAUGAAAAUGAAGAUAGCUUUAGAAUUAGAGCUUGCAGAUUUCUUACAAAUGAGAAAGGAGAGACAUUCUUAUACACCAUUCAAGUGCCUGCGAAAUUUGAUCGUCAAAAACCGCUGCCCUCAUUCAUCGUCCGCUGGGAUUGUUCAAAAUGGAUUCCACAAUUGAGUCGUGACGCUGGACGUGAACCGUUAACACAGAUGGCCGUAAGUGAUCAAGGUCGCUACGUUGCCGUAGGAACUGCAUCCGGUUCCAUUGCCGUUUAUAUAGCAUGGAAUUUAACGCCUUUAGUAUCCAUUCAGCGAGUUCAUAAUAUCUUUGUAACUGGCCUUUCAUUUCUUCCACCGUCACCAGCGCUGGAGAAUGCCGGGAAGGAGUUUGGAUUGCUCACGAUAUCAGCUGAUAACUCGUGUAAACUCGUCACCCUUGACAACAGAAAAGAGUUUGGAAUCGUCUGGAUAAUAAUUGGAUCUGUUUUCUUGCUCUAUCUGACGUUUUUGGCCUUGAGUUAUUUUGGCUUUGAUGUGUAGCGUCGGGUUUACGAGAUUAAAGGUCGUUGCAGUGAUGGAAAAUUUGUUUGAAUAUAGCGAGGAGUUAUUUGUGGAUUUAAUAAAGUAUAGCAAUGAUGAAAUGUUGAACGUGCGAUUGAAGAAAUGAUGAAUCGACUGACGUUAAAUGGAUGGACAGCAUUGAUUAAUAUAAAUUAUGUUGAUUAAUCAAUAAAUAUAAUAGCAUA
Xenia sp. Carnegie-2017 is the source of this 1516-nucleotide messenger RNA. Its product is annotated as prolactin regulatory element-binding protein-like. Gene Ontology annotation, cellular component: endoplasmic reticulum membrane. The record is from RefSeq and is a predicted model, not a curated record. The coding region runs from base 120 to 1310 and encodes 396 amino acids. The transcript has 8 exons. NCBI's taxonomy places the organism in Eukaryota, Metazoa, Cnidaria, Anthozoa, Malacalcyonacea, Xeniidae. Gene Ontology annotation, biological process: protein secretion. Gene Ontology annotation, molecular function: guanyl-nucleotide exchange factor activity; GTPase activator activity; protein binding.